AUGGUGUUAACUAUGCAACGAAGACGCGAUCUUGUGGUGCCAAAAUCACUAAAAAAAGGCAACCGGGUUCUUAAGCUGUGCACACGCUGUCGAAGCAGCAAGAUCCGUUGUGAUGCCAUGCUCACCCAACCAUGGCCUUGCACUUUCUGCUCCAAGCGCAGUUUUGUUUGUAUGUUAGAUGUUUCGCAGCCUGCCAAAAGAGAAUACGAUGUGACUGAACGUUUAGUGGCGGACGUGCGUGAUCUACAUCAUCGCCUUGAUCGUUUGGUGUUAAAGAAGACUCGUUUAGUUCAGCAGCUUUUACUGCGUCAAGGCGGGGUUAAUACCCGCAGAAUGCCACAGGCAACACCUCAAACACCGCCAGUCGCUCAAAUACAGACUAUACUACAAUCUCCGCAUGAGAAACUGCCCUCAGACACCAUUUAUAUCGACCCAAUUCCCACUCUUGCCCUAGAGGGUUCCUUCACGAUUCACUCGGACCAAAAAAGCCAGCCCUUGUCUUUAAGCCACGCCAGGGUGAGUGAGCUUUUUGAGAAUUUCAACCAGAACUUUAGGCAUCAUUUGCCUGUUCUUCCCGAAUCUUUUUUCCACAAAGACUUGCAGCAGAUCCAUCGCGAAAGCGACUUAUUGUUCUGGGUUAUUGUUGCUACUUCAUUCUUAAACCAAAAAGAGCUGACGAUAUACCUUCAACUUGUGCCUCAUGUACGUAAUUUAGUGGUCGUGAAUUGCUGGUUCAACACCCCGCGUUCAGUUUACUCCUUGGUGGCGCUCUUAAUACUCACUACUUGGCCAUUACCUAAUGGCGAGGCACUGAAAAUACAAGAUGAUAUUUGUGUCAAGUACGUUUCCCUCAUGAAAAGUUUGGCCCUUCAGUUUGGGCUUCACAAGCCUAGUUUUCUCAGCGAGUUCAGCAAGAAAACUUCCAUGAGCAUGGAUGCCACAGAGGAUGAGAAUAGACAGAUACGCGAACGCAUUUACAAAUAUGUCAACAUCAAUUCAAACUACUGGCUUGUUUAUCUCGGGCUAUCCAACUCCAACUACAAUGGGUUUCAAAUGGACUACAUUACUGAUAAAGCAGCGAAUGUGGACAUCUUUAAUAGGGAAAAAUUUUCUCCCGAAGAUAACUUCACAAACUCACUAUUGAAAGUCUCGUUGUUGCAACUGAAAAUGAACGAGAACAUGAGCGACCUCCUUCACAGUCCGAGUCAUGUUAGCAAGCUUAUUCAUUUGCAUAUGUUUGAAAAAAUAUUGAACGCGUAUAAAGCAGAAACCUCUCCUUUCCUUCAAGAUGACUUGCUUUGUAUGUCUGUGGAGUAUUCCAAAUUGCAUCUAUACAUCUACUACUUGUCAAAUGUUGAUAUCACGCUAUCAGAGUAUAAGGAUGUUAUCUACCAAGCUCUUAAUUGUUGCAAGCGCAUUUUAACUUUGUUUGAAACAAACUUCUCCACCAUUGAAAAUUUUUACCAGGUACCAAUUCACUACCGUUUUGCCAUCGAGUUGUCUUCUCUUCUCUUAUUGAGCAUACACUCGAGUCCACUUUUAAAUUCCAUCAAUGAUUACCUAGAGGUCAAGGCCGAUUUCGCAAGAGCUUAUACACUCUUAAAAAAGACAAACGAAAAGAACUGGGCACGGGUGAAUGGAAAGCUUUUUAAGGUGAUUGAAAAGUUCGAUGCUUGUGAUAAGAGGUCUCUCCUUGCUAUCAAAAAUCAGCAUAAGUCAUUCUUUCUUAUAAACAAAAUGACGAGCUACUUGGUUUCAAGUUUGAGCUACGAAAUGAUAUGGGACAUUUACCAAAUGGAGAAAUCAGAAAAGAGUUCUGAUUCUCUCCAAAUAGAUUGGGAAAUCUACGGAUUGGAUUGUGAAAAUAUGGAACACAAACAAAUAAUGGAUUACUUGAUGACCGCGAAAUCAAUCAUCCCACUAUUAUGA
Molecule: messenger RNA, 1929 nt
Organism: Clavispora lusitaniae ATCC 42720
Lineage: Eukaryota; Fungi; Ascomycota; Pichiomycetes; Serinales; Metschnikowiaceae
Gene: SEF2
Product: Sef2p
Biological process (GO): regulation of DNA-templated transcription
Cellular component (GO): nucleus
Molecular function (GO): zinc ion binding; transcription cis-regulatory region binding; DNA-binding transcription factor activity, RNA polymerase II-specific
Source: RefSeq, a predicted model, not a curated record